Neolamprologus brichardi is the source of this 3371-nucleotide messenger RNA. The record is from RefSeq and is a predicted model, not a curated record. Lineage: Eukaryota; Metazoa; Chordata; Actinopteri; Cichliformes; Cichlidae.
AUGCAGGUGAAGAAGCAAAGGGACUCGGACCGGAGCGGCGGGGACAUGCUGGAAGCAGACGGUCCCCGCAAAAACUCCUCGUGCUUCUCAAAUAUCAAGAUAUUCUUAAUAUCGGAAUGCGCCCUAAUGUUGGCACAGGGCACCGUCGGAGCAUACCUGGUGAGUGUGCUGACCACCCUGGAGCGGCGGUUCAACCUACAGAGUGCUGACGUCGGAGUGAUAGCCAGCAGCUUUGAGAUAGGCAACCUGGCACUUAUCCUGUUUGUCAGCUAUUUUGGGGCUAAAGCGCACCGGCCCCGUCUGAUCGGCUGCGGUGGCAUCGUCAUGGCACUCGGCGCUCUGCUCUCAGCUUUACCCGAGUUUCUAACAAAUCAGUAUGAGAUAGGGCAAGUGUGGAGGACUAAUGAGGGUCGGGAUUUUUGCUCCAAUAGUAACAGUUCAGAGGCUCAGCAAGCGGAGAAAAAUGUAUGCGACAACAAGGCCAACACCAACAUGAUGUACCUGCUGCUGAUCGGAGCCCAGGUCCUGCUGGGGAUUGGAGCCACGCCAGUGCAGCCCCUGGGGGUCUCCUAUAUCGAUGAUCACGUAAAGAAGAAAGACUCCUCACUCUAUAUAGGAAUCCUCUUCUCUACACUGGUGUUCGGACCUGCCUGCGGCUUCAUCCUUGGAUCGCUGUGCACUAAAUUCUAUGUGGACGCCAUCUUCAUUGACACCAGUAAACUGAACAUCACUCCAGAAGACCCGCGGUGGAUCGGGGCCUGGUGGGCAGGCUUCCUCCUGUGUGGUGCCUUACUCUUCUGCUCUGCUGUCUUGAUGUUUGGCUUCCCUCAGUCGCUGCCAGCAAGGGAGCAGGAGGAGGGAGCAGAUAGCGAGCAGGUUAUGCUUCCUCCCUCUCUGAGCUCAGACUGUGAGACUCCUAAGCCCAGCAACGGAGUCGUAGUUAACCAUGAGCCUGCCAAUAGCCCCACCUGCUGUCAGCAACUCAGGGUGAUCCCCACGGUGACCAAGCAACUCCUGUCGAACCCUGUGUUCACCUGCAUCGUCCUGGCGGCCUGUAUGGAGAUCGCCGUCGUAGCCGGCUUUGCAGCCUUUCUGGGGAAAUAUCUUGAGCAGCAGUUCAACCUCACCACCACCUCUGCAAAUCAGUUGUUAGGUAUGACAGCUAUUCCAUGUGCGUGUCUGGGGAUCUUCAUGGGUGGUCUGCUGGUGAAGAAGCUGAAUCUAUCAGCGCUGGGAGCAAUCCGAAUGGCCAUGCUGGUCAACCUGCUGUCCACCGCCUGCUACGUCUCCUUUCUGUUCCUUGGUUGUGAUACGGGUCCCGUCGCAGGAGUGACCAUCCCGUAUGGCAACAUGACCCUGCAGGCGAGCAGGAAACCAGAAGCUCAGUGCAACAGUCAAUGCAGCUGCUUCACCUCCUCCAUCAGCCCUGUGUGCGGCUCCAACGGCAUCACCUACCUGUCCGCCUGCCUCGCCGGCUGCAGCCGAACUGGGAUCCCCACAUCCAACAUUUCUCAGAAUCUGACCGGCUGCUCCUGUAUAUCCAACAACAGCGAAAGUGCCACGGCGGUUCCCGGGAAAUGCCCAAUGCCGGGAUGCCAGCAGUCUUUCCUCAUCUUCCUGUGCGUGAUUUGUGUCUGCAGCCUGGUCGGAGCCAUGGCCCAGACUCCCUCUGUCAUCAUCCUAAUCAGGACUGUGAGCCCUGAGCUGAAAUCAUACGCACUCGGUGUGCUGUUCCUUCUGCUGCGACUCCUCGGAUUCAUUCCCCCUCCUCUGAUUUUCGGUGCUGGGAUCGACUCCACUUGCCUUUUCUGGAGUUCGGACUGCGACAAGAAGGGUGCCUGUCUGUUGUACGACAACGCGAAUUACAGGCAUCUCUACGUGAGCCUGGCCAUCGUUCUCAAGGGUGUCGCCUUCCUCCUUUACACCACCACAUGGUAUUGCUUGCGGCGGAACUACAGGAAGUACAUCAAAAGUCACGAGGGCCACUUGACGCCAACUGAGUUUUACCCGUCCCUCACCGACGGCCCCAAAGUCGCCGACAGGACGAAGUUUAUAUACAACCUCGAGGACCACGAGUUUUGUGAAAAUAUGGAGUCUGUUUUAUAAUUUGUAAAGCAAAAAAAGGACAAUAUGGACAUUUAAAUGACUAUUUUAGGAAUGUAGUUUUUUCUUCUUUGUUAAAUUCAAGAGGUUUUGAUAAAGGCGAUCUAUUUUACGGCCCGUUGAGGUCCUCGGUGGCUCUCGACUGCGCUACACGUCCUCGGUAAAAUCAAAAGGGUCCAUUGUAGUUGUUUACAUCUGAGCGAGGUGUUGUCAGGUGUUGCCAGUGAGUUCCCGUGUUGACUCCGUGGUAGAAGACGAGCGCAGUACCGUCCCACUCAGUCCUAGUCUGUUAUUAGUGAGUGGACAUGAUGCUACUACAAACUAUAGUUGCCAUAUUGUUUUAGGUCCGUCACGAUUCCAGUGACAAUUUCCUUUCAGUCAGCACUGUGUGUUUUUGUUCCGUCACUCUUCAAAAUGACAUUUUUAUGGUUAAAAAAAAAAGUUUGGUUUGUUUUCCAGUUAUUCAUAUUUAUAAAAGUUGCCAAGUGUUUACAAACUACUAGUUGAUGCGUUUAAAUUUCACUGCAGGAAAUUUUCCUAUUGAAAAAUUAAAAAAAGAGAGAACAGAAACACCCUCACUGGGUUAUUUUAGUGGCCUGUUGGAUCUUUUAACUGCUCAGUUUCCUGUUCUCUUGCUGGAUCAUAGACACUGUUUUUUGAUACUUCUUAGACUAGACGUUGAGGUCUUGUCUUAUAGGUUGAAAUGUGCAAUGUUUCUUCAUGAUAGCAUUUCCAUGUCGUUUUUACUUUUCAGCCUAAUAUGUCUUAAUAAGGGAUAGUUUGAAUAAGAACUUUCUAUAUGUUUUCUUUUGGCUUUUGCACCCAGUGUCAAAGCAAAGGAAAUCAAAAGUAGUAUUUUUAUGUUGUUCAUCCUUCAAGUGGAAGGUUUGUUUUCAUUUGGCCCAGAAUGUUUUUAUUAGAUUGUUUUCGAGUAUAAAUUAUAUGUAAUCUAAUUGUCUGGGAUGUGUGUGUGUCUGAUGUUACAAAAGAUCUGGGACAAUUCAUAUCUAUGGUGUGUUACCUGUGUCUUCAAACUAGGCCUGUAAUAAGAUACAGAGGUUACAGAUGUGCUAAAGGAGACUGUGUGUACAAGGUUAAAUAAAGUUAAAGGGCACUGAAUUCAUAUCCAGGUGUGACUCACUGCACAUGUGACCUGUUACUCAGCUGAGCUCUCUGCAGUUACAGUUUGUCCCUUUUCUUAUACUUUUUGUAUGGCAGCAUAUUGUUUAUUUUACUCUGGAAAUAAAUUAUUUUUCAGAAAAUUCAUA